Colletotrichum costaricense is the source of this 2160-nucleotide messenger RNA. RefSeq names its product glycosyl hydrolase family 20. The transcript has a single exon. Gene Ontology annotation, molecular function: beta-N-acetylhexosaminidase activity. The record is from RefSeq and is a predicted model, not a curated record. Bases 1 to 2160 code for a protein of 719 amino acids. Gene Ontology annotation, biological process: carbohydrate metabolic process. Lineage: Eukaryota; Fungi; Ascomycota; Sordariomycetes; Glomerellales; Glomerellaceae.
AUGGCGCUCUUGCAGCUCAUCACGGCAUUCUUCUGCACUCCAGUGUUAGCAGGGGGUCUCCAACUUCUCCCUCCCACCCUCCGAACUUCGGAAUCCUCUCCAGGCACUGUGUGGCACGUCAAUAAAAGCCCAAAGACCAUCUACAUCGAGGAAAGUUUAGCCUCCAAAGCCGAUACAGAUGGCUUGACUCUAAUUCCACCAAGCGGCCACGACUUUGCGAAGCUCUUCCAACAAGACAUUAGCGAGCUUACAGGCGUCAACUGGACAUUACAGCGCGUCGAUCGUCUCCCCAACCCCACUAACGCCAGUGGCAUUCUUCUCGGCUCUUUCACCAGCAACACCUCGUCGCUCACCUAUGAAAAUGGCAAUCCUACGUCAGAAGGUUAUGAGCUCGUCGUCUCCCCGUCUGGCGCGUUCAUCGGCGGAACAGGCGCGCGGGGGAUGUGGUGGGGGACCAGAACCUUGCUCCAGCUCCUGCUGGUAGGGAACGGGACUCUGCCCACAGGGCGAUCGGUUGACGCGCCGGCCUAUGCCACGCGAGGCUUUAUGCUCGAUGCCGGACGCAAGUGGUACGCGCCCGCUUUCCUCAAGGAGCUGUGCAGCUUCGCUUCCUUCUUCAAGAUGAGCGAGUUUCACUAUCACCUCAGCGACAACUACCCGCUCAACCGCGGGCAGAACGCGUCAUGGCAAGAUGUCUACUCCCACUUCUCGCUGCGGCCGGAAGAUGAGAAUUUGUUGCCGAUCCUUCACGGUCGGGAGAACGAGACCUUGUCCCGAGAAGACUUUGCCGAUCUUCAGAGUCAUUGCGCGUCAAGAGGUGUAACUGUUAUCCCGGAGAUCGAAGCACCAGGGCAUUGCCUCUACCUCACCAAGUGGAAGCCCGAGCUCUCAUUGACGAAGCGCGACUUGCUCAACUUGUCUCAUCCGGAUACCAUCCCAACUGUCAAGCGUAUCUGGUCGGAGUUUCUUCCCUGGUUCGAGACGAAGGAAGUUCAUGUCGGCGCAGACGAAUACGAUGCGACGCUGGCUGACGAUUACAUUGGCUUUGUGAACGAGAUGUCUUCUUUCAUCAACUCCACUACCGGUAAGAGAAUUCGGAUAUGGGGAACAAACGAGCCAUCCGAAAACAAGACUAUCUCCAAAGACGUAGUCAUUCAGCACUGGCAGUACGGCGAAUCGGACCCGGUUCUGCUAGCAAACAAUGACUACGAUAUAAUCAACUCCGAGGACUGGUGGGCAUACAUGUCUCUUAAGAACGACCACAUGCCAAUUCUGCCUGCUCGCUACCCCCAAUUUUACAACGAAACUCGAGUGCUCAACUUCGCCAACGAGCCUAAGUGGCAGUGGACACCGGCGGAUUUUAACCCGUUCAACAAGACCAUGCAGUUAUCAGAUAGUUCACCGGCAAACAGAGGUGCCAUUCUUGCGGCUUGGAACGACAACGGCCCGGAUGCCUCUACCCAGCUGGAGGCGUACUAUGCCAUGCGCCGAGGCAUAGCGCUGGUCGGAGCACGCGCGUGGAGUGGCAGCCGUGGCGCACAGCUCGUAGACGAAGGGGUUGCGCCUAGCAUUGACUUCUUCACGCCUCUCGCACCGGGGCAGAAUCUUGAGCGUAUAGUGACGAAGUCCAAGCCUACAUGCAAAGGGCCAUUAGUCUCAUGGUCUCGUUCUACCAAUGAGUCUGAGGCAGUACACCUUGGCCAUGGAAGUAAGGGCAUGAACUAUACCCUGACGCUGGCUGUCACUGGACCUUUCACACUGUCCGGUCCUGAUACCGCUCUCGCAUUAGAUGAAGGUGGCAGCCUCUCAUUCACUGCGGACGGAUGGCCUUAUCCUCUUCGGUCCGUGAGCGCACAAGAUGCUAUGCAGCUUGACCCUGGGCACCCAGGCCGGAUUUGGUCGAACGUGUCUACUUCGACACACGAGGCAGUUACGAUAUCGAAGCUCCCUGCGAGCGUCACCAUCGUCACAGACGUGCUCCAUGGAAGCAUGGCCUGGAUCAAUGGACAGUUCGCAGGGCGUUUCGAAGUGUUUGUGUAUGGGGGUCGUAACACACUUUUGAGCUGGAGCCAAAUGGCCUUCGUUGCGCCGUUGGAAGAUGUACGUGGCCCUGGGAUACAGAGUCUUGUGGUCGACAACGUUGCCCAUUUUACGAAUUAG